AUGGGAAAGAGAAAGGAGCGUAGACUGACGGUGAAGACUAGAGUUAAUAGAAGAGUAAAAUUCGAUCUUAUAGCAGAACCCUCUGGUCAAAAGCCAGAAAAUCCUCUUUUGUUGCUUGGACAAUAUAGCGAUGAGGAAUUGGAGGAUGAAUCUGGUAAAGAAAUGAGCCAUGAUACUAGAGAGAAUUCACCAGUCGAGCUUGAUGAACAAGUAAAGACAGACAGUGAUGCGGGUACAGAAGUAGAUAAAGAUGAAAAUCUUACAUGUGAAAAACCUGAUCAAGAGAAGAAAGAGCACUCUUCUUCAUUGGAUGUGUAA
Messenger RNA from Lactuca virosa, 318 nucleotides. The record is from the annotation of a GenBank genome assembly. NCBI's taxonomy places the organism in Eukaryota, Viridiplantae, Streptophyta, Magnoliopsida, Asterales, Asteraceae.